ACGCACAAGUAUUUUGUUAUGUUUUUGGUUCUUCAGUGAGUUGAUUAGUUUUUAGUGUUGCUCCAGCUUUUCCUGCGUAAUCACCACAGAGCAUGGAACAGAAAAGAAGUGAGCAAAGUAUGCAAAAUGUCCUGGAUUUCAAGUGUAAAAAGAUUCUUCCUGUUGGAGAGAAGUCUAGUGCUUUAUCUCUUCCCCCUGUGCAAAUUUGUAAAACCUUUGAAAACCAGGGAAAUGCCAUUUUAUUUCAAACUCCUGCAAAGACAAUUGAACCUUCGAGGAGAGAUCUACUGAAAGAUGAAGCUCUUGAUGUCUUAGACAGAUGCAAGACCUUGAUAGAUCUCCUUGAUCGUAUGGACAGUUCUGUGAGGUUGCUCCAACUGUGUAAAAAGUUGCCAACUUUUCAAAAUAUUUGCACCCAGGUGGAGGUGCUAACGAAAAGGAAAUUCUCAUACUGCCAUCUUGCACAGAUAAAGUACAUACUUCCUGAAGCAGUUAAGAUUGAGAAGAUUCUAGUUCAUGAUGAGAAAACCCUUUGUAUGAAGCCAGAUUUUAAAAUUUCUCUACUAUUGGAUGCCUUACCAGCUCAUCCAGACCAGGCAGCAUCUAUGGCAAUGUGGCAAGUUUUUCGUGCUAGGCUCUUAGAUUUCUAUGAUACUCAUCCUAAGGAAUGUGAUAUUCCAGAGGCCACAAUAUUACCAGAGCCAUUUAACAAAACUGCUAUCAGUCUUCCCCCAAAGUCAUUGCCCGUGAGAUCACCUAAGAUAUCUUCUCCAACCUCUAUUGAGCUUGAGUUGCUGUCAAACUCAUCACAUCUAUGUAAAUUUUCUGGAAAGCGGCACUUCUCUAAGAAGAUUAUCAUCCCAGAAGAAGAAAAGACUCAAAUCUUAGCGUCCUCGGUGUUUCAGAUCUCUGCAUUGGGGGUUUGA
Molecule: messenger RNA, 926 nt
Organism: Telopea speciosissima
Lineage: Eukaryota; Viridiplantae; Streptophyta; Magnoliopsida; Proteales; Proteaceae
Product: CDT1-like protein a, chloroplastic
Exons: 4
Coding region: 93-926 (277 amino acids)
Biological process (GO): regulation of DNA-templated DNA replication initiation; DNA replication preinitiation complex assembly; mitotic cell cycle
Cellular component (GO): nucleus
Molecular function (GO): DNA binding; DNA polymerase binding
Source: RefSeq, a predicted model, not a curated record